UGCUGAGCAGUUCGCAGCCGUUGUGCUGCGACUCCGUUUAUCAAAACGUAAAUCAACAAUAUGAGAUUUUUAUUGUUUCUCUUUAUUCUCCUCUUCGCUAUCUGUCAUUCGUUGCCACCUUUCAAGGCGUACGAAACGAAACUAAAACGCGAAUGGAUUCGAAGAACUCGUUCCUCUCCACAAGAGGAAACUGAAAGCAGACGUGUCGUUACACUAUUCGGACACAAAGUCACAGUACCAAGCUUUCUCCAGAAGAUGUGUACGAGCAUAAAGGAGUUUUUCGUCGGCCGCUCUGGCGUUAUCACAAAAAUCCAGGAGUUUUUGAAAGGCAAUAAAAAAUUUUCCAUAAACAUCCUUGGGCGAAAAGUGGACUUCAAGGCUCAUGUACCUUCGUCAGCGAAAGACGCUGACAAAUCAUUCAGAAAACUUUUACGCAAGUUUCGGACUGAUCCCAUGGCGCGAGUGCUACUUGUUAUCUACCUGAACCUAGUGGUGAUAAUCAUCGUCUACUUGGCUUUGAUCGCCAAGCAUGUGCAGUUCUCCUUGCAGUCGAUGAAAAAACCACGCAAGGAAAAGUCUCCAACUACACCCGGCGGUCACUACCGCACUACAGUAUCACCGGAUACCAACAUGCCAGCUGUAACGUUGAGUUGUCAAAGAUCACCCGAUUCACAAGGAACUAUGCCAGAGCAGAGUACCCAAGACACUUCCGACGAGAGCAAAACAAUUGACUGGUCGGCUGUGACAAAUCCAUCGUUGAUGAAUGUGCUGGAUCAGGAAACUAUAGUUACUACGCACGAUCCACCCCGCCUUCUAACCGAUCUUCAAGGGCUGCUGUCCAAUUCAGACGAAGCUGUGGACCAUCCACCAGAUUCCACUAACUCGGUAUCAGUCACAUUUACCGAAAACGCAAGCACAGUAGGAAAGAGCCCCAGCAACGAUUCUAGACAAAGUCUUCAGCAACCAACGACAAGCACGAGUUAUUUCACAGCCCUAGAUACGUCAAGAUCGUCAAGAUCGUCACUCGGCACCAUGCAUUCAGAUCCCUCUGUGCCUAGGGCCACUGAAGAUUUAUAAUUUUUAUUGCUUAUUUCCUAGUCAGCAAAUUGAUCGAGGUUAUCAACGAAAUAUCCAAACAGAGUCUAUGCUAUGCUGAAUGCGUAUAAGAAGCAAUAAAUAGCUAUCGGUG
Molecule: messenger RNA, 1189 nt
Organism: Cylicocyclus nassatus
Lineage: Eukaryota; Metazoa; Nematoda; Chromadorea; Rhabditida; Strongylidae
Source: the annotation of a GenBank genome assembly